This is a messenger RNA of Paralichthys olivaceus (Japanese flounder), 1658 nucleotides long. RefSeq names its product XK-related protein 8-like. Gene Ontology annotation, cellular component: plasma membrane. The record is from RefSeq and is a predicted model, not a curated record. Gene Ontology annotation, biological process: engulfment of apoptotic cell; apoptotic process involved in development; phosphatidylserine exposure on apoptotic cell surface. Lineage: Eukaryota; Metazoa; Chordata; Actinopteri; Pleuronectiformes; Paralichthyidae.
GAGGGGUCGGAGUGUUCCCACACUGAACUUUGCUCUCAGAAUACUUUCAGUUGUCGUUCUCUCCAGCAAGUAUCAACAACUUGUUCCGGCAUGUAGCUCCUCUCAGAUCAACUUGUUACAGAGAUAAAUAACACCAUGGCUGUGUUUAAGUAUUCUCAUGUGGACUUUGUCUUCACUUGUCUGGGUCUCGUUUUUCUGCUGCUCGACAUCGUCCUGGAUAUCUGUGCAGUUGUGAGUUUUUACAGGGAAAAAGCCUACGUGAGUCUUGGUAUCCUGCUGCUGUUCCUGCUGGGCUCGUCUGUGCUUGCACAGCUUUACAGUUGGCUGUGGUACAGCUACGAGGACUUUCACAUGGAUACCAAGGUUGAGAGCAGACCGAGUCUGUGGCAGCUCCGGCUUCUUCAUGUGCUCCAGCUGGGAAUCUACCUCAGGCAUGCGGGCGUCAUUGAGGUUUCUGUCUCGAACCCCGGGGACGUCGCGGUGUACCUGAGCCACGACCUCAGCAUGCUGCGGCUCAUUGAGGCGUUUUCGGAGAGCAGCCCUCAGCUCGUGCUCAUGCUCACCAUCAUUCUGCAGCGCUGGCAGCUGGACCCUAUUACAGUGCUGAAGGCCAUCGGCUCAGCCUCAGCCAUCGCAUUCAGUUUGACCAUGUACCACCGCUCCCUGCGCUCCUUCCUGCCCGAAAAGGAGAACCAGCAGGUGAUCUCCUCGGUGGUCUACUUCCUCUGGAACCUGUUCCUCCUCAUGUCUCGCCUCGUCGCCCUCGCCCUCUUCGCCUCCGUGCUGCCCUGCUUCAUCUUCAGCCACUUCUUUUGCUCCUGGCUGGUUUUGUUCUUCUUCGCCUGGAGAUCCAAGACCAGCUUCAUGGAUACCCCCGGUGCAGAGUGGCUUUACCGAGCCACUGUGGGCCUCAUUUGGUAUUUCUCCUGGUUUAACGUGGCGGAGGGGAGGACGAGGACGAGGACUCUGCUCUACCACACUUACAUACUGCUGGAUGUCUCCCUCCUCUGCAGCCUGUGGUGCUGGACGAUUACAACAGAACCAUCUCAUUGUGGAACAUCCCUCUUUUAUCCUCUAAUCACAGCUGUCAGUGUCGUUUCUGUUUACGUCCUUGGCCUCUUAUUUAAAAUCAUUUAUUACAAGCGCUUCCACCCAAACCUCAGCAAAGAGCAGUUAAAUAGGGUCACGGCUGAGACGACCAACAAUGGAGCUGUGGUACCAGUGGAUCAAUCACCUUCUCGUGACGAGGUGGACAGAAUGCUGGACGACCCCUCAGAUGCUUCAUAUUCCGCCGUGCCUCAGAUCGUCGUCUUGAGGGGGUUGUCACAUAUAGAUGUUACAGAUCGCUGCGCGCCCAGCCCACCACCGCCCACCGCUGUCCGCUGCAAUAAAAGAAUGAGGAAGAUGGCUGAGAACUUCUACUCCUGACCGGCCGUCACUUGACAUCCACACAGGACUUGAGGUUGGAGAGAGACAUGAGUCAUGCAGACGUCUGCUUCACUGAGGUCACAGGGCUGAGUGUGGGACGGACUAUGACCUGUUCACACGCUGAUUCAAACUCAUGAGACACCACUGAGGUCCAAGUCGAGGCGGCUUCAUCCUCGCAGGCACUUUGUGGUGUUCCUGUCCACAGACUGUCUGCUACCGUUGUUCCACUG